CAGUGGGCGCUCCUUGCGGCGUUGGCAACGCUGGCCAGGCCCGUCGUCAGAAUGAGCGUUCACAUCCCACGGCCAUGGUCGCAAGUUUCUGGUCGCAGCGGCGAAUCCCCUCAGCACGGACGUGAUGACUGAGCAACGAGACCAAAUCUUGGCCGAUUUUCAGGCCUGCACCGGACUUGAAGAUGUGGGGGAGUGUUUCAUGUUCCUGGAGCAGGCCAACUGGAACCUUCUGGACGCGGUACACAACGCACUGCCUCGGGAAACACAGUCACUGCCAUCGGAAGAGGACUCUGUCCAGCGAAUCCAGCUCAUCUACCGGGACCGGGCGGUGGCCCUGACGCUUCCGCGACAGGGGCUCACAUGCGGUGAUGUGCGGCAAUUGAUUGCACAGGAAACGUGCGUCCCACCAUGUCGCCAGUCGCUGAUGGGAUGGGACCACGUCACAGAUGAGACACCCUUCGUGGCUUCGGAGCUGGCGCCUGGUGGUAGCAUUAUGCUAAGGAGCAGCCAGUCGUAUGGAGAGACUGUACCUAGCAGAGGAGGAAGCCAAGUAACACUUCGCAUCCGAGACGAGACCUCUGGAAAGGAAUACUCUAUAUCCUUCCCUGGCUCCAAAACCAUUCUAGAGCUGAAACAAGAUGUGAGCGACCUGACAUCCAUACCUGUGCGUCAUCAACGAUGGAUAGGUUGGCUGUCACCAACGCAACCACCGGAUGAGAUGGCACUGUCCCUGGCCAUUGGUAACGCUAACGAACAUCGGCUGACCGUGGCGAAUGUCGGGGGCACCAGUUCGUCAGCGGCAGAGUUGCUGUCGAGUGAUAGCAGUAAUGCGGACGAGUUCGAGGAUGCCAAUGAGUGCCUGAUUACGUCUGAAAGCAGCAACACUGCUUUAGCACCUCUGAUGCCCGAAGGCCUGGAGGAUGAGGCAGAAGCUGUGGAACAUUUUUCCCGGGCAUUUGCGAGACGGUACGGGGACUGCUGUCCGCCCUUCUUUCAGGGAACACUAGCACAGGCCAUCGAGGCGUCCUGCUUCAAGCCCAUUCGGGAGCGGAGGCCGUUGGUGCUGUACCUGCACCAGGAGCAGGGCGCAGGUUCUUUUUGCGGUCAGCUGCUCUGCUCGGAAGCGGUUAUCUCUUACCUGACGCUAAACUUCAUCCUCUGGCCGUGGGACCUGACGUUACCCUCCAAUCGAGACAGGUUCCUGGAGUCGAUCAGCCGGUCGCUAGGGGUCAGUGCGGUCAGUGCGGUCCGCAGCAGUGCACUCGACUGCCUUCCAGCACUAGUGGUGCUGUCACGGGUGCGGGGAUCACUCGAAGUGCUCUCCUUGAUCCCUGGCAGUGUGGAGCUCGACGACCUCAUGACAAGGCUCAUGCAAGUUGUUGAAGUAUUCAGCAGCGAAAUGGCCAGUGAAAGCAAAGAAGAGGAAGAGCGGGAAGCCCGAGACAAGGUGCGGAGGGAACAGGACGCGGCUUACCAGGCUUCUCUUGAAGCUGACCAGGAGAAGGAUAAGCAACGACAGAGGCUGGAGCAGGCUCAGCUGGAGAAGGAAACCGAAGAAGAACGGCAGAGGGCGCUGCAGCGGGACGAGAAGUUGCACCAGGAGGAGCUCCAAAAGGCAUUGCUGGAGUCCCUAGCAGCGCUCGUGCCUGCCGAGCCACCCGAGAACGGGUGCAACAACGAGCCCGUCACCCACCUGCGGGUGCGGCUACCCUCGGGCGAGGUGCUGACGCGGCGCUUUCUGGCCAACUCUCCACUCAGCCAGCUGAUGCUGUACGUGGCCUCGUGCGGCUACCCUUCGCAGCGCUAUCGCCUGCUCGCCUCAUGGCCCCGACGAGACCUGUCGGAAGUCGAUGGCGAGAAGACGUUGAAGGAACUCCAGCUUUUCCCGAAAGAGACGCUGACACUUGAAGAACGGCCCUCUGUGAGCCUCGAUUGAAAUAAAUUAAACACAUUACAGCACCUGUCA
Rhipicephalus microplus (southern cattle tick) is the source of this 1966-nucleotide messenger RNA. RefSeq names its product FAS-associated factor 1. Gene Ontology annotation, biological process: ERAD pathway. NCBI's taxonomy places the organism in Eukaryota, Metazoa, Arthropoda, Arachnida, Ixodida, Ixodidae. The record is from RefSeq and is a predicted model, not a curated record. Gene Ontology annotation, molecular function: ubiquitin binding. Gene Ontology annotation, cellular component: nucleus; endoplasmic reticulum.